CGGGGUCAGCCAGGCCCUUGGAAUAGAGGGUGGCUCCCUGGCUCCCUAGCUCCCUGUCUCCCUGCCUCAAAGCAGCCGAGGGGGGGAGGCAGUGUGGUGAUGAUGAUGACGGUCUGCUGCAUACUCACGUCGUUCAACCUGGGCUCAACCAACGGGGAAGCCAUCGAGCCUUUGGGAGGUUGCCCUGUCUUUCGGCAUCGAGUACCGCGUGCAGGCUCAGCAUCGGAAGAAAGACGACGUGGACAAGGGGGCCAGAUGAUCCGAGACAUUAUGAUCCGAUCGCAUGGCGCACACACACUCUCGUCGUCCUUGAUGAUUAUGGCGUCGGAGAGGUCCGUGUACGAGAGUCGUCAACAACGAUUUUGAUGUAUCGUGUAUCAUGGAAUUGUCGUGGAACGUGUAUUCAUAAUCAAUAUGGGGGAAGUGAACGGUUCGGUGGCUGAACCUCGGUU
This is a messenger RNA of Aaosphaeria arxii CBS 175.79, 452 nucleotides long. RefSeq lists its product as uncharacterized. The transcript has a single exon. Bases 100 to 366 code for a protein of 88 amino acids. Lineage: Eukaryota; Fungi; Ascomycota; Dothideomycetes; Pleosporales. The record is from RefSeq and is a predicted model, not a curated record.